UCGUAAGUUGAAGUAUCCCGGGUCACGAAGGAAAUUGCUGCAAAUCUAACAUUUCGGCUGUUAUCUUAUUAUUUCCAGUAAAAGUAAAUCGUUUUUUUUCUUCUUUUUGGUCUGCUUUUUAUGGAGAGCGGAUAUGCGAAGGGUACCAUUAAAAUCAAAGAGCAGACUGCACUUGCCUGUAUACCAUGCAUGACCACAUAGUCAGUGGAACCAUGAAUGAAUCUACAUGUAACUGCAUUGGAGGGAGCAUGGAUGGAGUACUCCGUCGCAAGGGGAUUAGCAUGCUCGAGUUGCCAGAUGGCAAAUUAAUAUGGCACCCUGCAGGCCUCACCAGUCUGAGUUUGCAAUCUUGCGGAAAUACUGACGUGGUCGCGGUAGGGGAUGCAGAGUCUCGUCAACAUGCACAGCAUGCACGGAUACUCGUGGGAUUUCAAUCGCCAAAAUCUUGCAACAUGGAAUUAAAAUCAACCAAGCUGGAAUUAAAAGCGGUUGACUUUCCUGCUCGGCUGCUGUCGUUGACACCGAAACGUCAAGUCGUAUGGUGACCUUGACCUUUGACCCAAACCAAUGCUUACCAUGAUCGAAGGGUGUACGUUGAUGAUGAACAACAAGCACAUGCCGACGUCAAAAUUCUGAUAUGUUCGGCCGCUAUCAUAUAACCACAAAGAGAGAACCCAAGCAAUUGCGGAGCACGCAGUCGUACAUCUACUACACGGACGAUAAGAAGGGAGAAGGCGCUACAGGCAAUGUAUUUGGUGGCAGAGAAAAGAAAUCUGGCGAGAGGGUAGCUGUGAAGGUUUUCAACAAUGAGAGUUAUCGGAGACCCGGUAGCGUGCAGCACAGGGAGUUCGAUGUUCUCCUUAAGCUCAAACACCCGAACAUUGUGAAACUGCUCGCCAUCGAGGAGGAUUCUAGUUCCCAUGACCGGGUUAUCAUUAUGGAGCUGUGUGAGGGCGGUAGCCUCUUUAAUGUCUUGGACAAACCUGAGAACUCCUUUGGUUUGGCCGAGACGGAAUUCAAGAUCCUUCUCCGGGACGUUAGUCAGGGCAUGAAACAUCUUCAAGACAAAGGAAUAGUGCAUCGUGACCUCAAGCCGGGCAACAUCAUGUGCUGUUACGAACCCGACGGCUGUUCUGUGUACAAGCUGGCUGACUUUGGAGCGGCUCGUGAACUCGCAGAGGGCGAGAACUUUGUCAGCAUAUAUGGGACUGAGGAAUACUUGCACCCGGAUGUGUACGAGCGGGCCGUCCUUCGGAAACCACUCGUAAGGCCGUUCACGGCCUCCGUAGACCUUUGGAGCAUAGGCGUGACGCUUUAUCACGCCGCCACGGGGGUGCUCCCCUUCAGACCAUACGGGGGAAGACGGAACCGGUCCACAAUGCACCAGAUGACGACCCUGAAAGCGUCAGGAAUUAUUUCGGGAGUUCAGAGAAAGUCGGAAAAUGCACCGAUCGACUGGAGUAGAGAGUUACCCAAGACGACGCAGCUCUCACAAGGUCUUCGCUUUCAUGUGGAAGAAAUGCUGGCUGGUCUACUCGAAAGUGACGUGACCAGAAUUUGGUCCUUCAAGACCUUUUUUGACACCUGUCAGGCCAUCGUUAAUAUGACUGUCCUGGAUGUGUUCUACACUGUGACGUCACAGCUCCUCAAAAUAUACAUUGAUCCAACACAUUCGUUUGCUGAGUUUCAGGAGAGCAUUGCCAUACAGACGUCGUUACAGUCUGUCCACCAGGUGUACAUCUUCGAGGAUGCCGUCUUUUACCCAGAAUCCAACGUGCCCUGCCGAGACUUCCCCGAGACGACGCCGGCCAACCCCAUCUUUCUUUUCAAGUCGACGUUCGGUGGCUCUGUUUCGCCAGUCGCCCCUGUCAUCCCAACCGUACCGGAUGUUCCAUCUAGGUAUUCAUUGAGCACAGAUGCACCUGCGACAAAGAGAAGCAUCGCUGCACUGUUUUGUCUCAAACGAAAACAAGAACUGCUGCUUUUGAUACAGAUACUUCUGAACGCAGCCGUGAAGGCCUUCACUCAUGUAAUCAAAGAUGAAGUGAAGCACUUGCAAUACUACUUGAAUAAACUGGAAACCCAAAACAAGACAUUGCCGUCGGAACUAGAGAGCAUGCGCUCACGAGUCCAGUCGAUUCUGACGUUUUGGGGCGCUAUACACCAAAACAUCGCCAGCGCGAAAAAGACGGAGCUUGCCAAAAAGAUAAACGCCUUCGUAAUCGUCGGGGACGAGGUUGCAUUGCAAAUUGGGAAUACCCGGCAGCUUUCGUUACGACUCGAACAAGAGGCUCCGAAAUUGAGGUCACUCCACCGUCAAAUAGUGGAUCAAGAUGUUCUGACGAAGGAGUGGAAUAAACAGCUUCAGUGUCAUCCGAGGGACAAAUGCGUGGACCGUUUUGAUGUCAUGUUGCUCGCGCAGCUGGAAAUCUAUUCCAAUUUCUGCCGGGACAGCAAGGAGACUUCCCUCACGUUCAAUGCUGAGCAAAUACACAAGAUGGAGAAAAUCAGAUUUAACGACAUGCUACACAAGAUGAUUUCUCUAGUUCAUGAUCACUGUGAAACUAAUUGGCUGGAGAAACAUUCCGAGACGAUGAAAUGGUUCGGCACAGCCUAUUCCUUCAGGCAGCGAAUUGCCGAAGUGGAUCAAUUCUUGACCCCGCUGGUAUCUGACUUUGCUGCCAAAGAACUAGCUAUAACUAAGUUGGGAGAAAGAUGUCGAGAGGAGUCAGACAUCAUUGAAAGUGACAUAUCUGAGUUAAGAGCUGCAACCAGUUUUCAUCUCAAGGCCCCGUUCCAAGAUGAUAUUGCUCCCCUGGUGUCCCCUUCAGCGAGUACGCAAACCUCUGUCGUCCAGCAGGGGGAACCAAAGCAAUCCCGUGAGGCAAACAACCAGACACCGUGGAGUGUUUACGUCGUCAUCGGACCACGCGAGGGAGGUAGUCUGGCUUCUGGAGAAGAUCAUGUCCAUCCUCUUGCAGACUCUGGAAUUGCAGACCUGCAGGUGCCGAUACUGCGUGACUUUAAACUAGAGUUGCAGAACUGGCAAAUUCGGAGACCGGAAACACAAGCCAUAGUCAAGAAGUGUCAAAAUCUGACCAAGGAUAUGCAGAAUGAGUUGCUAGACCUCUCCGACCCUAGCCUCGACUUGUACGGCUACUCAAUGUGAAAAUCACACAAAGUUGGGAAGGACGCCCUGCCGACCUGCAAGCCCGCCCGAUGGCGACAUGCAGACAGGACCCACGAGACGAGAGGAUUAUGGCUUCGUCUCCCUCCACGUCCUUUUAAUCCAUCGGAAGGAAUUCCGUGUUCAAUGCAACGGUACACCAUUUAUUUUCCAUAAGUAUACAUUAACCUCGAGACAGUGGCGUAACCGGGAUUUGUAGUAAGGGAAACAAAGGUUCACCGCACGGGAUUCGGGUCAGAUUUGACCUAGAAUCGGGGCUCAAAAUUUAAAACAAUGGGGGUAUCGAAAUGACACUUUGCUGAUCAUGAUGACGUAUAUGGGAAAAUUCAGUUUUCACGGCGCGUAGCGCCGGAAAAUU
Molecule: messenger RNA, 3545 nt
Organism: Patiria miniata (bat star)
Lineage: Eukaryota; Metazoa; Echinodermata; Asteroidea; Valvatida; Asterinidae
Product: serine/threonine-protein kinase TBK1-like
Exons: 20
Coding region: 638-3169 (843 amino acids)
Biological process (GO): peptidyl-serine phosphorylation
Cellular component (GO): cytoplasm
Molecular function (GO): protein serine/threonine kinase activity; ATP binding
Source: RefSeq, a predicted model, not a curated record